AUGACCGAUGUUGGCGCUGAAGCAACUCGGCAACGUGCUCAAGCCCUUGAGGCUAUCGUUUCCGACGUCGUGGAAGGACGGUUGCCCCUCUCAGAUUUUGCGAAACGUCUCCAAGACGCAGGCGCAUCUCCAGCCGAGGGCGAAGACUACCUGCAACAACUUACCCAACGACUGGAGCAGCAAAAGAAGGACAGAGAGGCUGACGAACAGCCGGACACUCAGUCUGGAGAACAAGCAGCCCGAGAAUCGACUCCUGAAGGCCUUGACGAGGCUCAGGUGGUCGAGUUUCGCGCCCGACGCGAUGCGCUCCUGGAAGAGGUUCGCGCUCGAGAAGCCGCUGAUCGUCGCACAGCGGUUGACACCGCUGCAUGGGCCGUCCUCAAUGCUAAGCUCUCUCGACUGGCGAGUUCACAGGUCCCCAGCGACUCUACGACCCUUCUCUCAGCUGACGAUCUCGCAAAACUACUCGGAGUCGAACGUUCAACCCCCCAGUCCUUGCCUGCUACUGUUCUCACUCUUGCUCCGCAUCUGGCUGAGCUCUCGACCUCUGCAAUCUCUGACCCCCACAUUGAGGAAACCUGGAAAUUGCGGCAGGCAAUUGGAACAGACAAGACCAUCGAUUCCCUUGUCAAUCUUAUGCAGGACCACUUCGUCGACUUCGAGAAACUCUUUGCCUCGAUGGACAAAGGGUACGACCACAACGAUGAGCCUCGAGACUUCGGCGGGGGCUAUGCACUCGUCAAAAAGGACCAAGCUUCAGCUAAGCGCCCCCUUCGAUCCGAAUCCGAAUGGCUUCGUGUCUUUGGAGCUUGGAGCUCUGCCGUUGUACUUGUCUAUCGUCACCGCUCUUCAGAGCUUCAAAGCUACCAGCGCAUGGUCACUGACCUAUUUCGCGCAGUACCUCAUGACCCGUCGAUUGCCAUCGCUUUCGACGUCGAAGCUCGCGAUCGCUAUGCGAAGAGUCCUUUCCGCAUGGACGACCGGACUCAACUUAAUGUGCCGCUUUUGGCGCGCAUGUUCCAAAGUACUGGCCCGUCUUCCAAGAAGCGCAGUAAUACAUCACCUUCGACAAGCUCUCCCUCAAAGCGUUCAACAAUUCCUUGCCGAAAUUGGAACAUGGGUAUUUGCGACGCCCCUUGCCCGAAUGGGCGCAGGCAUGGGAUUUGCAGUGAGUGUGAAGGCCCACACCGAGCAAAAGACGAGCCCGUCUGCAAUACUCUCCUCCAAGCUCGACAAAGAAAAGGAGCUAGCGGAGGCUACUCAGAGAGCAGCAAAGGCAAGGGAAGGGCCUAG
Messenger RNA from Laccaria bicolor S238N-H82, 1293 nucleotides. RefSeq lists its product as uncharacterized. The record is from RefSeq and is a predicted model, not a curated record. Lineage: Eukaryota; Fungi; Basidiomycota; Agaricomycetes; Agaricales; Hydnangiaceae. The transcript has 2 exons. Bases 1 to 1293 code for a protein of 430 amino acids.